This is a messenger RNA of Vairimorpha ceranae, 1308 nucleotides long. RefSeq names its product cysteine desulfurase. The record is from RefSeq and is a predicted model, not a curated record. Gene Ontology annotation, molecular function: pyridoxal phosphate binding; cysteine desulfurase activity. The transcript has a single exon. Lineage: Eukaryota; Fungi; Microsporidia; Nosematidae. Gene Ontology annotation, biological process: [2Fe-2S] cluster assembly. The coding region runs from base 1 to 1308 and encodes 435 amino acids. Gene Ontology annotation, cellular component: mitochondrion; cytosol.
AUGUUAUUUUUUUAUAGCCCCAUUUUUAUGACUAAAAGUUUAACGAAUUCUAAAACUUUAAAUUUAAUGUCAAGUGUACAAUCACCAGUUAUAAAUACAAAAAAAAUAUAUCUUGAUGCACAAGCGACCAAGCCUUUAGACCCGCGUGUGCUUGAUGCAAUGCUUCCAUACUAUACAUCCAUUUUUGGAAAUCCACAUUCUCGCACGCAUACGUUUGGAUGGAAUGCAGAAAAAGGCGUAGAAAUGGCUCGAAAGCAAGUAGCAGAUUUACUGAAUGCCAAUGAAAAAGAAAUUAUUUUUACUAGCGGUGCUACUGAGAGUAACAACCUUGCACUAAAGGGUGUCUUUGCAUUUUUAAAAAAAGACAAUAGGCCUGUUCAUAUCAUUACCACACAAAUUGAACAUAAAUGUGUAUUGGACACAUGUAGAAGAUUAGAAGAAGAAGGAGCUACAGUGACUUAUUUGCCUGUAGAUAAAAAUGGAAUAGUAGAUCCGCAAUUAAUAAAAAACAGUAUUACUAAAGAUACCGCUUUGGUGUCUGUUAUGGCUGUUAACAACGAAAUGGGAGCAAUACAACCGCUUAAAGAAAUAGGAAGAAUAUGUAAAGAAAAUAAUAUUUUAUUUCACACUGAUGCAGCACAAGCAGUUGGUAAUAUAGAUAUUGAUGUCAAUGAUAUGAAUAUUGAUUUACUAAGUUUAUCAGGUCAUAAAAUUUAUGGUCCAAAAGGUGUUGGUGCCUUAUACGUCAGAAGAAGGCCUAGGGUGAGAAUGUUACCACUUUUUAAUGGUGGUGGACAAGAAAGAGGAUUAAGAAGUGGGACAACUUCUCCACCUUUAGUUGUUGGAUUAGGCAAAGCUGCUGAGAUAUGCUCUCAGGAGAUGCGUAAGGACUAUGAAUAUAUACAAAAAUUAUCGGAUAAACUAAAAAAUCGCAUCAAAACGAAUGUAGAAAAUGUUGUUAUUAACGGCGAUGAUUCUAAGACUUUUCCUGGCUGUCUCAAUAUUUCUUUUCCAUAUGUAGAAGGUGAAGGGCUUAUGAUGAAUAUUAAGGAUAUUGCUGUUAGUAGUGGAAGUGCUUGCACUUCAUCAUCUUUAGAACCCUCUUAUGUUUUGCGAGCUUUAGGCAAAAAUGAUGAUCUUGCGCAUUCUUCUAUAAGAUUUGGAAUAAAUAAGUUUACAACUGAAGAAGAAAUCAAUAAAGUAUCUAGUGAUACAAUUAAAGCUGUUAAUAAGUUAAGAGAUAUGUCUCCUUUACAUGAAAUGGUCAAAGAAGGGAUAGAUUUAGAUAAAAUUAAUUGGUCUGCUUAA